Aplysia californica (California sea hare) is the source of this 8754-nucleotide messenger RNA. RefSeq names its product vacuolar protein sorting-associated protein 45. The coding region runs from base 116 to 1813 and encodes 565 amino acids. The record is from RefSeq and is a predicted model, not a curated record. Gene Ontology annotation, biological process: vesicle-mediated transport; intracellular protein transport. Gene Ontology annotation, cellular component: Golgi membrane. NCBI's taxonomy places the organism in Eukaryota, Metazoa, Mollusca, Gastropoda, Aplysiida, Aplysiidae. The transcript has 14 exons.
GGUAGGCCUAGUUAAUAAACUCGAGCUUGACAGGGAAAUAAACAGUCCUGGGACAGAAAAACCGAUCCACAUCCUAGUCCUACACAUCGUUUUGAUAGAUCUAUACAAAGCCACAAUGAACGUAAUAUUAGCUGUAAAGCAGUAUAUUAGCAAGAUGAUAGAAGGCUGUGGAGGAGGAAUGAAAGUGUUGCUUAUGGAUAAAGAAACGACAAGCAUAGUGAGUAUGGUAUAUGCACAGUCAGAAAUUUUACAGAAAGAAGUGUACUUGUUUGAGAGAAUUGACACAGCUGGCAGAGAGACGAUGAAGCAUCUCAAUUGUAUUGCCUUUUUGAGACCCACGAAGGAGAAUGUUGAUUUGCUUGCCCAGGAGCUUCGUAUGCCUAAAUAUGGCUUAUAUUUCAUUUACUUCAGCAAUGUGAUUAGCAAACAAGAUAUCAAAGUUCUUGCUGAGGCUGAUGAUCAAGAAGUUGUGAGGGAAGUGCAGGAGUUUUAUGGAGACUACAUAGCUGUCAAUCCACAUUUGUUUUCCUUAAAUCUUGUGGGAUGUUGUCAGAACUUCAGCUGGUUUCCUCCAGUUUUGUCUCGCACCAUUCAGGGCUUGACCUCUGUACUGCUUUCCCUGAAAAAAUGCCCAAUGAUUCGGUACCAGAACUCGUCUGAAAUGGCACGCAGACUGGCUGACAGUGUCAGGCAAGUGAUCAGCAAGGAGGCAGCCCUGUUUGAGUUUAGAAAAACAGAUGUGCCCCCAGUUCUCCUUAUCCUGGACCGAAGAGAUGAUGCAGUGACACCGCUCUUGAACCAAUGGACAUACCAAGCAAUGGUGCACGAACUUCUCAGCAUCAACAACAACCGCAUCAAUCUGUCCACGGUGCCUGGAAUCUCAAAAGAUCUUCAGGAGGUGGUCUUGUCAGCAGAGCAUGAUGAGUUUUAUGCAAAUAACAUGUACAUGAACUUUGGAGAAAUUGGUUCCAACAUCAAAGAACUGAUGGAGGAAUUUCAGAAAAAGUCAAAGAGCCAUGCCAAAGUGGAGUCAAUUGCUGACAUGAAAGCUUUUGUAGAAAAUUACCCUCAGUUCAAAAAGAUGUCAGGCACUGUUUCAAAACAUGUGACAAUAGUCGGAGAACUCUCCCGGUUAGUGGGAGCUCACUUGCUACUUGAAGUGUCUGAGACAGAACAGGAGAUUGCAUGCCAUGGAGACCAUUCCCCUCUCCUUCAGCGCAUUCGAGCAUUGCUGGCUAGUGACAAAGUUCGACACAUAGACAUGCUUCGCCUGGUGAUGCUGUAUGCCCUGCGCUAUGAGAGCCACAGUAACAAUGAUGUCUCUGGCUUGGUGGAUGCCCUUAGACAGAAAGGUCUCUCAGCUGAGCACAGAGCUAUGGUUCAGUCUAUCUUAGACUAUGGUGGAAAGAAGGCUCGAGGCAGUGAUCUGUUUGGGAACCAGGAUGCUGUAGCUAUCACCAAGAGACUGCUGAAAGGCCUGAAGGGUGUUGAGAAUGUAUACACCCAACACAAGCCCCUCCUCUUCACCAUUUUGGACCAGCUCAUAAAAGGCAAGCUGAAGGAGGCAAGCUACCCAUACCUGGGUACUGGCCAGCUCAAGGACAGGCCCCAAGAUAUUAUUGUGUUUAUCAUUGGUGGAUGCACAUAUGAAGAGGCCCUUGCUGUGCACAACUUCAACAGGAUGAUGCCUGGGGUUAGGAUUGUUUUAGGUGGAACUACCCUUCACAAUUCCAAGAGUUUCUUGCAAGAGGUUUCUACUGCUGUCGGCUCUGGAGGGUCUGCUGGGCAGAACAUGCGCAUGGGUAGACAGUGAACAUUGUCACCAUUGGCUUACAGAGCUGCAGCUUCAUCAGAUCAAAAUUGACAAUGAUAAUUUCAGUAAAAUGUGAUAUUAAGUCAGUUUUACAUGUGCAUAAGGUGGGACAGCAUUGUCAAAAUGAUAUAUAUCUAUAAAGAUAACUCUUGGUUAUAGUUAAGAAGUAUUGUUUUUGAGUUUGAUUAGCGAAAUACUGAAAGCACAAAUGCUUAACUGUUUGUUUUACAUCUGUUGUCAAGAAUAUUGAGAGUACUUUCCAUAGGGUAAGACAAGAUAUGCUUUGCUCUUCCUCCAUUUGCACAAAAUUGACAAUGUGCUUUCACCAGCAUGCAUUGCAAAAUAUAAAUGCAUAUCAUUGGACACAAGCUCACACACGCGUAUGCAUGAAAUACACACACCCUCACACACAUGCAUGUACACACUCAUUUGCACCCACAGGUUUUUACCUGGACUGAGAUUAUAAUGGAGUUUUGCACUUAUUUUGAGAAUACUGCUACAUCUGUCUCAUAUCAUCAAGUAUCCAACCUUUUCCUUCUAGUGUAGUGUAAGACAAAGCUCUUUCUUGGCAGAUGAGGCCAAUGGGUUUGCGACUGAAGUGUUCCAUGUGUCCAUAGCAGGAAGGAUAAUAAAUGGUACAAGAUCACCCCCUAGAUGGAGUGUGGGUUGCAUUUUUCUCAAGCAGACUAGAAAGAAGAAAAAUGUUUUAAAAUGUCUUUACCAUGGACACAGUUUCAGAACUUGAACCACAAUGAAUAGUGCCCAUGAACGUUUCGACCCUUGAAAGCAAAAUUCAAGAAAAUUUAGGAAACAAAACAAGAAGAAUAUUUAAAAGUAGUGAUACUACAAAUAACAAACAGCUGAAAAGUGUUAUCUGUGAUUAAAAAAAAAAAAGUAAAGAUAAUGGCUUUUAACGACUAUUUGGUUGUCAUCGAUCGUUUUUGUUCAUGAGUCCAGCAACUUAACCUUUGAGCCACUUUGUGUACAUUGAAAACAAUAUAACUUUUUGCGAGUAUCUGAGUCUCUGUCUACUGUCCACAGUGGUCAUUCUCAUUCUGUUGUUAUUGCAGACCAGUGCAAUUAUAUUGGGCAUCUCUAUGAUUCUGUGACACAUUAAAUGGAUCCACCUUCAUUGUAACCUCUUUCUUCAAAAGUCAUACCUUGAACUCGUAUCUUGGAAAAGUAUUUUUGUCUUGCACAGUGUUGGGGUAAGUUGUAUGGAUUAUCAAUAUUUGCCUUUGAAUGCAUUUAUUAUGCAGUCUAGGAUAUAAAGUUAUUUAUUAUCUUGAUGUUCAAGUGAUAUACAGGUCUCCAUCUUUGAAAUAUCCUGUUCCUUCAUUAUUGAAAAAGUAAAACAAACUUUUAUAAAAAUGUAGAUCAGUAUUUUAAACAAUAUAUCCAUUGCAUUAGCGGUUAUCAUUGCAGGAUGUUUUUCACUAUCGGCGAAAUAUGUACUAUAAUGCAACCUGUGAGCUCAACAUGUCAGAGACUGAUUUUUGUUGAAUUUGACCUGGAUGAAGCCCACAGUAAUUGGAUGGCUUUUUGUUUUAGACAAUUAUACUAAUAGUUUGUCAUUCAGUAUCUAAUGAUGACCAAUCUACAGUAUUUCCCUAAGGAAAACCGAAGACACAAGGUUUGAAAUGAUUUGCUUCUGCUACUUUUUUAGAUAGGCCCAUCAAGUUGGUGUCUGAUGUUGCUUUAGAAGCAAAAUGUCAAGUCACCAUACAGGUUUGGUUACCCACGGACUGUAGGUUUCAUUCUAGUCAAUUUUAACUGGAAAAGUCCCUGUUUGAGUGGUCCCCAGUCCCCAUCAGAGACACUAGUUCCUAUCAAAAGGAGUGUGAGUCACAAGCAAAAGUGCUGCAAAACUAUUUACAAAGACGCCAUUCGCAAUGGAUCUAUAGAUAUAGGGAUGAAGAAGAAGUAGGGGCACUUUUUCUUUUAAAUAAAAGUUUGGGUUUAUGUUGUAUGAUGUGCAAUAUUUGUGAUAGCAGAUGGUGUAGAUGAAAUACACGGCCUGGACUGAGCUGAGGAGGGCUUUCUGAAUGGGUUGGUAAUAUAUUCUUUCUUGUGGUUUGCUCUGUUUGUUUCUGAUAUUAUUGUUAGUAUUGGUGUAAUUUGUUUCCUUUUUAAAAUAUGGUUAAAAUUACAUAGACUGAUGGUACACUACAAGUUGACCUCAGCGGUUUUCUGAUUUCUUUACUCUUUGCAUUAUCGUCACUGACGAGUUUAAAAGAAAGCUUGUUAGGCUUGAGAUAUGUUUUUGCCUUCAGGUAUUCCUCAUUUGUGCCAAAGUGCCUGGCUCCAUGCCCUGCUUGUGGGGGGCAGAAUCGGUUGAUCAGUUGUGCUUUUUCUGAUUUUUUCACCAUAGGUCCAAGGGGAUAUGGAAUUGAGUGCACUGUCUCAGAUGUAAAACUCUAAAGUCACAUGUACAUAUAGCACAUGUUAAAAGUCAAAGAAGAGCUGUCCUGCAGAUGUACAAAAUUAUAUUUUUUCAAUCUAUAUUGAACCCUCAAGAAAUUAAAACCCUCUUCUAGAUAGUGUGUGGCCCUUUCAGAGUGAAGCCAUUGGGUAAGCAGUUCUUUCCUGCACAUGUGUCGUGCUGUUAGCCCCAUAAUAUUAUAGACGCCUGUUGUAAAGAUUUUAGCAAGAGUGACAUCUUGAUUUUGAGCUUUCUCUGGGGCAUGUUCAAAGCACUUUUCUAAAAAAGAUGUCCUUUUCUAAAUUGUUGUUUCCCAUAAUGUGACUGCUUUUUGGCUUUCUGGAAUGUAAGGGGCAGAACAUUGACUUGAUGUGGUAAUUGCGUGUGAUAUAAGUAAAAAUAUCUGUUACUCUGUGGUGUGAGGAACUUGCAGCUGGCUACCCCAUGGUUCAUCUGGGUUUUGCGUUUAGGAGAAAAGUAAACAAAGCAUUAAGAGGAACCCUGAAAUAUCGGGACCACUUCUCUUGUUAUAGCUUAUUCCCGAAGUGCAAACUGACUAAACAGGAAAACUGAGAACUGAUAGCUUUUGGAAAAUCUACAUAGAAUUAUAGUCUUAUUUAAAGUGAUUACAAAGGAUGCAAAGUCAUGACUGAACCAAAAUAAGUUAUGCAUUUUUGUGAAAUGCAAUAUGAGACAGCUAGGGAUUCAUGUCACUGAAAUGCUCAAAAGUUGUUGUGGUAGAUGGGAGGGUUACCCACUUAGUAUUUAGGAAAUAAAGUUGCUCAAUCUGUUUUCCUGUCUACGCUUUUGUGUUUGUGCAGAUUUCCUAGCACCAUGGCAAAAAUCGUUUGAAUAUAAGUUCUCAGAAAGGCGUCAGUGUGUUCUGAGGUAGCUCUAGAUGGGUUUUUGCUGUUGGAGUCGACACUUAGUAGUUGUGGUACCUGUAGGUAUCAUAGAAUUCUCCUGGCCAUAGUUCAAAUACCCAUCUGCUUCACAUGUACAGUUUAUGUUGUCUGCAAAUGUUUCAAUCCUUUAGUACUCUUUGAAUCCAAAUGAGAUGUGUAAAAAUAAUUGAACGGAUGUUUGUAUUUAUAAUGUAUGUGGCUGUUAAGUACAGUGGAAACCUUAACAUACUGGUACUUUUAAAAAAUAAGUCAUGUGAGGUGAAUUUGGAUGUAGCUUGAUAAGUGUAGAUUGUGCUGUGUACAUGGAACUUUUCUAACAUAUGUGUAAUCUACUUUACUUGUAUAUGUACAGAAUGUCUUGAUUUUAACUUUGUCUUUUUCUCUUUUGGAGCAUGCAAAUAUAGAUAACCUGUCUAGUCUGCUUGCCUAGUCAGGAAAAGAGGAGAGGGCAUUUCCAGUAUCAGGAGUGUCAGUCUUGCUUGAAAAUGCACGGCAGCUACUCUCAGCAAACUGAUGACUCAUUCAGUUAAGCAUUAUAUGAGACUACUGUGCAGAUGACUCUGGCUCCAACCUUUAAAGAAGCCUUUAUGAACUGGGAAUUUACAGCAUUUUCAAGGCUGUCCACUCAUUUGGCUUUACCCUAAUGAAGAUGGGCUGUAAAUUUGGAGGCCCCACUUCUUAAUUCUGAAACCCACACCUUUAACUUUCUCGCCUCAGUUUGAACUGUUCAAUAUUUGGGUUGGGUGUGCCUGUUGUAUAUUGAAAAUGUCCUCUUUAAGAGCUGAUGUUUCCAAUGAUUUAAAAACUAUGUUGAAAAAAUCCUAGAACUCAAUUUCCCAAGGGUUUUCUAUUUCUGAGAUAUCUUUUCUCAUCGCACUCAGUAGUAGCCUUUUACAUUUGUGAAGCAAAGCUUUGUGCAUCAAGAGGAUAAACAUUACAUGUUACUGGAGUUUUGUCAUGUUUUUUUUAAAUUUUUUUUUUUUUACGGAAACACAACCCUCAGUUCUUGUUAUCUUUUUGUACACUGUAAAAAAGAUUUUCUGUUUUGCACCCCUUGAAAAAAAAACUUGAUUCUUUCCAAGUUUCUUCCGUCUGUCCAAAGGCUUCCCCAAUGAUAAUUGCUUAAACGACUUGUACCGGAAUGUGGGUGUCCAUUUUUUAUUGUAAGCUUUCCAACUUGUAACUGUUGAGAAAUUGCACGCUAUUUAUUUAUGGUGCUGGUGCACUUUCAUUUCCUUACCUGGUAUGUGUUCUUGUUUUGCUUUUUUUGUAUGUUUGUUUUUGCAAAUGCAGUCCUCUUUGUCCCCCAAAAGGUGUAGUUUUUAUUUCAUAAAUACACACCUGAUCAUAAGAUGACUGAGCAGCAAGACAAGAAAAAUGUUUGUUUUCUAGUCUCAUGAUUUAAACAUGUUGUUCACAUUCCAAUGUCCAUAUACCCUAUCCCUGAAGCUCUCACCUGCCAUUACCCUUGAUAAUCUUGGUUAUAGAUACAUUCUAUGUUCACCUUUAUAGGUGUGACCAAUUUUCUGUGGAAAAGUUCUUUGUUAGCAAAUUUAAUUCAGCAAAUCUUUUCCAGCAUUUUCUGAAACGCUUUUAUGUGUCUUGUUGUUUUCCAUGUCUGUUUCCAAAAGAACUACCAGUGGUUUAUCUUUGUCAGUUUAUUUGAUUCUUGGUGCAAAGGGUGGAGUAUCUGAAUGGUGUUUGCUGAUAUCUAGAUUAGAAUCAUGUGCUCAAGUUUGUGACUGUUGCAUAGGUUCUUUCUGUUAUUUUUUUCGAUUCUGAAGAAAUCAGGAGAUUCUACUCUUGUCUUAUUUUUUAUAAUGGUUAAUGGCUUAAGUAUUUUAUUUUUUGUUUUAGAAGCUGAAUGCUGUGCCUGUUGUAUUAUGAUUGGAAGUGGGAGUUUUGCAGUACAUCAAGGUACUAUUAUUUAAAAGAAGUGAGUUUUUGUCUAUGGCCAGUAGUUUUUAUAAUUGUCUCUCUAAAAUAUUUCAUACUUUUAAAAUCAUGACUUUUAUAUCAUACUGUUGUGGGUAUGCUUUUGCAACAUUUUGUUUUCCAUCCGCUGUUUUUGUUUUUUAAAAGCAAAAGGUUUAAAUGAAGGGAACAAGCUAUAUUCAUUUCUUCAUGACCCUUAGUUUAAUAGCACAGUGGGCUGCUCUUUAGAAGGUGUAGAGGUAUUACUAUAAUCUGUUGAAGAGGUUUCAGCUGUUACUGCUUUCUAGGAGUCAAAUUGUUACUUCUCGAGAAGCGCUGCAUGUUUUACUCUAAUGUAUUACAUUUGCUGUGGGAGGGAACUAAUUUUCUGCAGUUCAGUUCCUUAAAAGAGAAAUUAAUUUCUUAAUUCAUGUAUAAGUAUACUCUUUAGAUUUAUUUGCCAAAGAGCCUUAUGUUCUUCAUUACAACAGUUUCAAGCAAUUUGUUGGUCUUCUGUUGUACUGGUGUAAUUUUGUCAUGUUGUCAUGAAUCAGUACAAUUUAACCUACUCUGUGAUCACAUGAUUGAUGAGGCCUACUCACUACUCUGUAGCUAGGGCUGGCACUUUCCAGAAAUGGUGAUGAUUAUGGAAAUAUAGAAAUUCCACUUUGUUACUUUUUCUGUAAUACUUGUUCCGCCAUUUUGCUUUUUAUGUCUCUACUUUGUUUACAUUCAAUAAGAUGCUUGAAGUACAGUUACAUAUACAUCUCACUAAUGCUCUUAGAUUUUUAUGUAUAAGACAAGUGUGUGGGUAAAAAACAGGUUGAGUGGAUGAAUGAGAAUUUAUGUUUUUUGCUGUUUGUACCAGGCAGCCAGAUGAAUAACGUGCAAGUUAUUGGUGCAUUGCCUUGCAAACUGUUAUAAUGGUAUGUGUUACAUACCAUGUCAUCUGGGCACAAUGUUAGCUCAACUGGUAUCAUGCUGACCCUUGCUGGUAUUCCUCGUGGUACAGUUUGAUCCGUGGGUUGUUUGUGGAGUUUUCAUGGCUCUCUUCUCCCUUGGCUUUGUCCUUUUGCAGAUGGACCUUAGAUUGGAGGUUGCAGAUUUUAAGUUACCUUACAGGGAUAAAAAAACUGCAUAUCUAAGAUAUAAUGGUCAUGCAGUAGAGUGUGAUUCCAUUUUGGGGGGAGGGUGUAAAUCGAGUGUUUCCUUCUGCCUGCAGGGACAUUGUAUCUCAGCCCAAGUUGGCUCUGACAGGCAGAGUUGAAAUAGAUCGCCUCCAAAACGAGCUUACGGGGGGUGUGUAGCAUCUGCAGCAAUGAAUAAAAAGGGCUAAAUAAGAGUCAAACUCUUAGGCUAACAUACCUAUGUGGUUUGCUCGUACUGGUACAGUAGUUUUAUAAGUACACAGUAUUGCCUGUCACCGAUAAAAUGGGGCAAUUACUGUGCCAUCUCUCUUUAAGUUCCGCCUCAGCUCAAUAGAGCAUCAAAGUCAAAGCAUGAGACAAUUAAAUAAUUGGUACAUUUAUGUAUUAGACCUAAUUUCUUGUGUAAAGUUUGGUGUCGUUGGAGUCGAAGUCAAAGUUCAUGUAGUUUCACUUUUUUAAUGCAUCUAAUGUGAAAUUGUUUUAUCUGAAGUUUUUUGUUUUUGUUUCAUGCUAAUGAAAAUAAACCAAAUUAUAUAUCAUGGUCUACACUAA